AUGUCUCUUGCUAAGAACAUCCUUCUAUUCGGUGCAACGGGCAAUAUCGGCUCAUUCAUCCUGGACGCCAUCCUGCCCGAGCGCUCCCAAUUCGGCCGUAUCGCCAUCUUUACUUCCCCACACACAGCCGAAACCAAGACCUCGCAUCUCAACAAACUAAAAGACCAAGGCGUGGAGGUAAUUGUGGGCAAUGUCGAAGAUGAAGAUGCGGUGAAAGCAGCAUACGAAGGAAUCGACACUGUGAUUUCAGCACUGGGGCGCAACACCCUGGCACAACAGAUUCCCCUCAUCCGACUCGCAGCUGCCAGCUCUACUGUAAAAUGGUUCCUGCCCUCCGAGUACGGCACUGAUAUCAAGCACGGGCCGGCUUCGGCGAAUGAGAAGCCACACCAGCAGAAGCUGAAAGUGCGUGCAUAUCUUGAGAAUGAGAUAUCACGCGACGACCUCGCCUAUUCCUAUGUAGUCACUGGUCCCUUUGCGGAGAUGUAUCUUCAUCUCAUACCUGGGAUGGAGGCGGCUGGUGGGUGGGAUGUCAAAGGACGGAGGGCUGUUUUGUUGGGUGAGAAGGGGAAGGCAGAUGUCAGUCUGACUACGAUGAAAGAUGUUGGUGUUCUUGUCCUGAACACUCUGCUUCAUGCUACGGCUAAGACGCAAAACGCUGCCUUGUGUGUUAAUUCAUUUACCACGAGCCCCGACCAAAUCCAGGCGGAAUUUGAGCGUCAGCUUGGAGGUCAGCCGUGGGAUGUAUCUCGCGCAUCGUUGGCGAAGUUGCGCGAGGCGGAGGCUACAGCGUGGGAAACUGGAAACCCGGCGGCCACUGUGUUCACAUUACGUCGGAUUUGGGGCGAAGGCGGGACACUGUAUGCGGAGCGGGCCAACGGGUUGAUUGGGGAGCCCAAGGUCAUGGGACUGGAGGAGGUGGUUGCGAAUGAAAUUCAAAGGGUAUCGAAGUUGUAG
Molecule: messenger RNA, 957 nt
Organism: Penicillium coprophilum
Lineage: Eukaryota; Fungi; Ascomycota; Eurotiomycetes; Eurotiales; Aspergillaceae
Exons: 3
Coding region: 1-957 (318 amino acids)
Source: RefSeq, a predicted model, not a curated record